UUCCUUAACCACCCCUUUACGACUGGUAAUGUUAGACGUUCCAUCACCGACUGUUGUCGGCCAAGAAGUAGAACUUACAUGUAGUUUUGAUCUCAAUGGAGACACAUUGUACUCAGUAAAAUGGUACAAGGACGAUGUUGAAUUCUACCGCUUUGUCCCAAAUGACUGGCCUCCUGGACAGUUUCUUCCUCUCAGCGGGGUCAGAGUUGAUCUGUCCAAAUCUAAGGAGCAAUCGGUUUACAUUCGUACCGUUGCCUUGGAAACCGCUGGAGUUUAUAAGUGUGAAGUAUCAACUGAAGCGCCUGUAUUCGACACUGUGUCAGCUAAGAAGGAGAUGAACGUAUACGUGUUACCAACCGAAGGCCCUAAAAUUACAGGAAGACACAUGAAGUAUCGAGUAGGAGAUACUGUAACAGUCAAUUGUACCUCAGCCAAAUCUAAGCCGGCGGCUUCUCUUGCUUGGUAUAUCAACGACAAAAAGGUUGGAGCAGACUAUGAAACCGUUUAUUCAACCAUCUUGCACGACGACGGUCUGGAGGUAUCCUGUUUGAGUCUCCGAUUCUUGAUAACCUCUGACCACUUCACCAAUGGAAAUAUGAGGUUAAAGUGUGAAGCCAGCAUCCCUCGGGUACGAUACACGAUGAGCGACGAGGCUCUGGUGAUCAGUGAGCAGCUACAACACGUAUCGGGACUCCAGAUUCGGGAGAACUUGAGUAAGGGUUUGGAUCAUAGACCUCUAGAAACGAUAUAGCAUAGACUCCACAGAAUGCCUAAAACUGUCUUGUUCGAGCGUACCUCAUUCUUCGAGAAGUAUUCACAGAUAUCAGUGAAGAAUUUCGGUGGAGAAUACGACACUGAAGCUUAUCCCAAAGAUACUCAAUCAGAUUGCAAUCCAAUGACUGAGGCGGUUAUGAAAGACGAUUAAAAUAUUUUGAUGUUCUUCAAAAUUUUGGACAAUAUUAACCUGGUGAAUUUCUGUAUAUUACGGUCUAGAAAGAGCCGUUACCCAUCAUAAAUAAAAAUGCAAU
Molecule: messenger RNA, 1028 nt
Organism: Limulus polyphemus (Atlantic horseshoe crab)
Lineage: Eukaryota; Metazoa; Arthropoda; Merostomata; Xiphosura; Limulidae
Product: cell adhesion molecule 2-like
Exons: 5
Coding region: 29-751 (240 amino acids)
Source: RefSeq, a predicted model, not a curated record